CAAGCCUCAUCAGCUACUUACUGGGGUACCUCAGGGAUCAGUGCUUGGGCCACUUCUCUUCUUUAUAUACACAACAUCACUGGGACCCAUCAUUCAGGCACAUGGUUUCUCUUACCACUGCUACGCUGAUGACAUGCAACUCUACUUGUCUUUCCAGCCCAACGACACCACAGUGACUGCUCGAAUUUCUGCCUGCCUGGCAGACAUCUCGGCCUGGAUGAAGGAGCACCACCUGCAACUCAACCCAGCCAAGACUGAACUCCUUGUCUUUCCAGCCAACCCUGCUGUUGAACACAACAUCACUGUGCAGCUGGGUGCAACUACAGUAACGCCUUCCAAAUCAGUCAGAAAUCUAGGGGUAACCAUCGACAACAGUCUAAAUUUCAAAGACCACAUCUCAAAGACAGCAAGAUCAUGUAGAUUUACACUCUACAAUAUCAGGAAGAUAAGACCCUUCCUCUCUGAACAUGCCACACAACUGCUUGUCCAGUCACUUAUCAUAACUAGACUGGACUACGGUAACGCUCUCAUUGCAGGCCUCCCUGCAUGUGCAAUUAGACCCCUGCAAAUGAUCCAGAAUGCAGCAGCACGUCUGGUCUUUAAUGAACCAAAGAGAGUACAUGUUACACCACUCCUUGUCUCUCUCCACUGGCUGCCGGUUGAUGCAUGUAUCAAAUUCAAGGCUCUGAUGCUGGCAUACAGAACAUUCACUGGGUCUGCUCCAGCAUACCUAAAAUCAUUUAUGCAGAGCUACACGCCCAAUAGAAGCAUGCGGUCGGCUAAGCAACGUCGCCUUGUUGUACCAACACAAAGAGGCACCAAAAUACUUUCCCGGACUUCAUCAUACUACAUUGGUGGAACGACUUUCCCAACUCCAUCCGUGAAGCUGACUCACUCUCUGUCUUCAAAAAACGACUAAAAACACAUCUUUUACAUGAGCACUUAACCAGUCAUUUAAAAAAAAAAAAAAAAAAAAAAU
This is a messenger RNA of Myxocyprinus asiaticus (Chinese sucker), 979 nucleotides long. RefSeq lists its product as uncharacterized. The transcript has a single exon. Lineage: Eukaryota; Metazoa; Chordata; Actinopteri; Cypriniformes; Catostomidae. Bases 134 to 919 code for a protein of 261 amino acids. The record is from RefSeq and is a predicted model, not a curated record.